Tilletiaria anomala UBC 951 is the source of this 894-nucleotide messenger RNA. RefSeq names its product inosine triphosphate pyrophosphatase. Gene Ontology annotation, cellular component: cytoplasm. The record is from RefSeq and is a predicted model, not a curated record. Gene Ontology annotation, molecular function: nucleoside triphosphate diphosphatase activity. NCBI's taxonomy places the organism in Eukaryota, Fungi, Basidiomycota, Exobasidiomycetes, Georgefischeriales, Tilletiariaceae. The coding region runs from base 64 to 690 and encodes 208 amino acids. Gene Ontology annotation, biological process: nucleoside triphosphate catabolic process. The transcript has 3 exons.
GUGCUGCCUUCGAUGCGUGCCUGCGGUCGAUGCCGCAUGUCACUGCAUGGGAUAAUCUCCAAGAUGGCUACGCCGUUGCUGGAGAUCACGUUCGUCACGGGGAACGCGAACAAGCUACGGGAGGUGCGCGAGAUUCUGUCUGCCUCCUCGUCAGCCGCAUUUGAACUGGUGUCGCAAGCCCUGGAGGUGCCGGAAAUCCAGGGCACUACGCAAGAGGUGGCGACAGCCAAGUGCAAGAGUGCCGCCUCGCUGCUGUUUUCUGCGCCUGAGACAGCCGCACGAUCUGACCGUCGACGAGCUGUGAUCACGGAGGACACUGCGCUCACGUUUGGUGCUUUCAACGACGUCCUUCCCGGAGUGUACAUCAAGGACUUUCUCCGGGAGCUUGGUCAUGACGGGCUAAACAAGAUGCUCGCUGGGUUCGAGGACAAGAGCGCGCACGCUGUGUGCACGUUCGCGCUGCAGUUUGAAGGGGAAACGGAGAUCAAAUUGUUCGAGGGGCGGACCAGAGGCACGAUCGUGCCAGCCCGCGGCCCAAAGAACUUUGGAUGGGACCCAAUCCUCGAGAUAGAAGCGACCGGGAAAACCUAUGCGGAGAUGGAGCCCGUGCAAAAGAACUCGCUCUCUCAUCGAUACAAGGCUCUUGAUAAACUCCGUUCAUUCCUGCAAGUGCAGGCUCCUCCCUCUUGAUGCGCUGCCGCCUCCACUUUGAUCGUGCUGUGCGAAGAGGAUGGCAGGUGAACCAGUCGCACGCGCGCUAUCCUUCGGUAGGCUUUCAUUGCGCCUCCCAACCGGUAAUCCUAACCAACCCAUAGCUGGUAUGCAUCUAGUUGUGCUGCAUGUAGCUUGUAUUGCAUGUAUGCUACAAAUGGGAUGGAAAACGUCUAAUGCUGC